UUUAAUUCGUUUCAUAACUGUCAGAAGCGUUGACUCUCUCUGUUCACUUCUGCUGUACAGAUGCCAAUGUGUAAGAUUUUCAUCUAAUAUCAAUAAUUAUAACAUAUUAUUUAUGUGAUAAAUUCUGUUAUUAAUAAUGAAGGUGAAGAUUUUAACAAGAAAUCCGGACGAAUAUUUACGUGAAACCAAGCGUGAUAUUCAUAAACUUCCUAGGAAUUAUGAUCCAUCAUUACAUCCUUUUGAAGCGGCAAGAGAAUAUACAAGAGCUUUAAAUGCGGUAAAAUUGGAUAAAAUUUUUGCAAAGCCAUUCAUUGGUAAUUUGGAAGGCCAUAAAGAUGGUAUAUCAGCUGUUUGUAAACAUCCUAUGCGUUUGUCGGUUCUUCUUAGUGGUGCUUUCGAUGGAGAAUUAAAAAUAUGGAAUCUAUCUAAUAGAACAUCGGAAAGAUCUUUCUUAGCUCAUGAUGGUAUACUUCGUGGUAUUAUAUUUGUUCCAAGUGGACAACAUUUCAUAACUAUAGGCGAUGAUAAAACCAUAAAGACAUGGAAAGCUGAAAAGCCAUCAUUUGGUGAAGAAGAAGAACCUGUUAAUACUAUUAUUAGCAAAACUCAAUUAAUUGGUAUAUCGCAUCAUCGAAGAGAUCCAAUUUUUGCAACUUGUGGAGAUACUUGUCAACUUUGGGAAGAGACAAGGAAUGAACCGAUACGUACUUUCAAAUGGGGUGUAGAUAGUUUGCAUGAUGUUAAGUAUAAUCCUGUUGAAACAAAUUUGUUAGCUGCUUGUUCUAGCGAUCGUAGUAUUAUUUUAUAUGACGCUAGAGAAACAGGUCCAUUAAGAAAAAUUAUAAUGAGAUUACAAACUAACAAACUUUCUUGGAAUCCAAUGGAAGCUGUCACUUUUACGUGUGCUAAUGAGGAUUAUAACUUAUAUACUUACGAUAUACGUACAUUAAAGAUACCAGUAAAUGUACACAUGGAUCAUGUAGGUGCCGUAAUAGACGUUGAUUAUUCUCCAACUGGUAGAGAAUUUGUUUCUGGUAGUUACGACAAAUCUAUUCGUAUUUACGAAGUUAAUAAAGGACAUUCUCGAGAGGUUUAUCACACGAAACGAAUGCAAAGGAUAACCAACGUGGCUUGGUCUCUUGACAAUAAAUAUAUAAUUAGUGGUAGCGAUGAAAUGAAUUUACGUGUAUGGAAAGCUAGAGCCUCAGAAAAAUUGGGUGUGCUUAAACCCAGGGAAAAAACGUCUUUGAAUUAUUGCAAUGCAUUGAAAGAAAAAUUUGCGGCUCAUCCACAAGUACGUCGUAUUGCUAAGCAUAGACAAGUGCCAAAACAUAUUUAUAAUGCCCAAGCUGAGAUACGAACGAUUCGUGAAAAGAGUAAACGAAAGGAGGCUAAUAGACGUGCUCAUUCAAAGAAAGGAACAGUACCAUUCGUAUCGGAAAGGGAAAAGCAUAUUGUACGUCAGGAUGAAUAAGACGUUCAGAUCGGCCAUCAUUUUGCGAAAAUCCGCGAGCGUGUUGUAAUCCGGAUCCGAGUCGAUGUCCGCGAAAUCCUUGUUCGAGUCGCUCUUCACGAAGCUGGGAUUGUAUCGGCUUAACGACAGUGGACAUGGCAACAGCUCUGGCAUUACGGAAUGGUGGGUUAUCAGGGCUGUCAGCGUUGUGAAUUCUUUCGUAAAGCCCUGCAACAGACACGAAACGAUGCUUUGUCUUUUACCCUUUAAUACAUUUACAGUACAUUGUUGCACUCAUAUGGAAGCCGAGCGAUAAGGCUACGUUCGUGUUUAUAAGUGCAUACAUAUAUAUAUAUACCAAUGUAUUACUUGAUGAAAAUAAAGUGCUCUAUCAUUUUCA
Messenger RNA from Vespa mandarinia (Asian giant hornet), 1853 nucleotides. Its product is annotated as DDB1- and CUL4-associated factor 13. Gene Ontology annotation, biological process: maturation of SSU-rRNA from tricistronic rRNA transcript (SSU-rRNA, 5.8S rRNA, LSU-rRNA). The record is from RefSeq and is a predicted model, not a curated record. Gene Ontology annotation, molecular function: protein binding. NCBI's taxonomy places the organism in Eukaryota, Metazoa, Arthropoda, Insecta, Hymenoptera, Vespidae. Gene Ontology annotation, cellular component: small-subunit processome; nucleolus.